Nannospalax galili (Upper Galilee mountains blind mole rat) is the source of this 4002-nucleotide messenger RNA. It is a transcript of the gene Sf1, whose product is annotated as splicing factor 1. Gene Ontology annotation, molecular function: mRNA binding; zinc ion binding. The record is from RefSeq and is a predicted model, not a curated record. Gene Ontology annotation, cellular component: nucleus. NCBI's taxonomy places the organism in Eukaryota, Metazoa, Chordata, Mammalia, Rodentia, Spalacidae. Gene Ontology annotation, biological process: regulation of mRNA splicing, via spliceosome. The transcript is spliced from 14 exons. Bases 427 to 2343 code for a protein of 638 amino acids.
UCACAGACUCCGCCCCGCCCCUUCGGCCUCUGAGCUCAGGCCUCGCAGGAGCCAACGCAGUGCGCGCUGCGACACCUCCUAGCUUGGCCGGCCUCGCCGCCAUUUCCUCGCCCGGGCCUAACGGUUCAGCCAAUCCCGGCACACGUCGGGGAGGCCCGGCGCUCUACCAAUCGCAGGCCGCCCGCCCCGACCCUCGCCCUGGCGCAGCCCAAUCGCGGCCGCGGCCCCUCCGCCCCCAGCCCGCCCCCGCGGCGUCCUCUCUCCACCCUCUUUGUGCGUCUCGCGCCGCCGCCGCCCGCCGCGUGAGAGGACGGGCUGUCCGCGCUCCUCAGCUGCAUCGUCGGGUCCCCUCCCCCCAGGAAGGUUCGCGAAGGAGAAGCCGUCGCCGCCGAGGAGGAACCGCUGCUGCCGGUCCCCUGGGGCGCCAUGGCGACCGGAGCGAACGCCACGCCGCUGGACUUCCCCAGUAAAAAGCGGAAGAGGAGCCGCUGGAACCAAGACACCAUGGAACAGAAGACAGUGAUUCCAGGAAUGCCUACUGUUAUUCCCCCCGGACUUACUCGGGAACAGGAAAGAGCUUAUAUAGUGCAACUGCAGAUAGAAGACCUGACUCGUAAACUGCGCACAGGAGACCUGGGCAUCCCCCCUAACCCUGAGGACAGGUCCCCUUCCCCUGAGCCAAUCUACAACAGUGAGGGGAAGCGGCUUAACACCCGGGAGUUCCGCACCCGCAAAAAGCUCGAAGAGGAACGACAUAACCUCAUCACCGAGAUGGUUGCCCUCAACCCUGAUUUUAAGCCACCUGCAGAUUACAAGCCUCCAGCAACACGUGUGAGCGAUAAAGUAAUGAUCCCCCAAGAUGAAUAUCCAGAAAUCAACUUUGUGGGGCUGCUCAUUGGGCCCAGAGGGAACACCCUGAAGAAUAUCGAGAAGGAAUGCAAUGCCAAGAUCAUGAUUCGGGGGAAAGGGUCUGUGAAAGAAGGGAAGGUUGGGCGCAAAGAUGGCCAGAUGUUGCCAGGGGAAGAUGAACCUCUUCAUGCUCUAGUCACUGCAAAUACAAUGGAGAAUGUCAAAAAGGCAGUGGAACAGAUCAGAAACAUCCUGAAGCAGGGUAUUGAGACCCCAGAGGACCAGAACGACCUUCGGAAGAUGCAGCUGCGAGAGUUGGCUCGCUUGAAUGGCACCCUGCGGGAAGAUGAUAACAGGAUCUUAAGACCCUGGCAGAGCUCAGAGACCCGCAGCAUUACCAAUACCACAGUGUGUACCAAGUGUGGAGGAGCUGGCCACAUUGCCUCCGAUUGCAAGUUCCAGAGGCCUGGCGACCCUCAGUCAGCUCAGGAUAAAGCACGGAUGGAUAAAGAAUAUUUGUCCCUUAUGGCUGAGCUAGGGGAAGCACCUGUCCCUGCAUCUGUGGGCUCCACGUCUGGGCCUGCCACCACACCCCUGGCCAGUGCACCUCGGCCUGCUGCUCCUGCCAACAACCCACCACCACCGUCUCUCAUGUCUACAACUCAGAGCCGCCCACCCUGGAUGAAUUCUGGUCCUUCAGAGAAUCGGCCAUACCAUGGCAUGCACGGAGGUGGUCCUGGUGGGCCUGGAGGUGGUCCCCACAGCUUCCCACACCCAUUGCCCAGCCUGACAGGUGGGCAUGGUGGACAUCCCAUGCAGCACAACCCAAACGGGCCCCCACCUCCUUGGAUGCAGCCACCACCACCACCGAUGAAUCAGGGCCCCCACCCACCUGGGCACCAUGGCCCUCCUCCAAUGGAUCAGUACCUGGGAAGUACGCCUGUGGGCUCUGGGGUCUAUCGCCUGCAUCAAGGAAAAGGUAUGAUGCCGCCGCCACCUAUGGGCAUGAUGCCGCCACCGCCGCCGCCUCCCAGUGGGCAGCCCCCGCCUCCUCCCUCUGGUCCUCUUCCUCCAUGGCAGCAGCAGCAGCAGCAACCUCCGCCACCCCCUCCGCCCAGCAGCAGUAUGGCUUCCAGUACCCCCUUGCCAUGGCAGCAAAAUACGACGACCACCACCACGAGCGCUGGCACAGGGUCCAUCCCGCCAUGGCAACAGCAGCAGGCGGCUGCCGCAGCUUCUCCAGGAGCCCCUCAGAUGCAAGGCAACCCCACUAUGGUGCCCCUGCCCCCCGGGGUCCAGCCGCCUCUGCCGCCCGGGGCCCCUCCCCCUCCACCGCCUCCGCCACCUGGUUCCGCCGGCAUGAUGAUCCCUCCCCGCGGCGGCGAUGGCCCGAGCCAUGAGAGUGAGGACUUACCGCGCCCAUUGGUGACCCUUCCAGGCAGACAGCCUCAGCAGCGCCCCUGGUGGACAGGAUGGUUCGGCAAAGCAGCCUGAGUUAUUUUUGUGGACGGAAUCGGAACACGCUGGCUCCAUAUCGUGAAAUUUUUAUUAAUUUUUAUCUUUUUCCUUUGUUAUCUCCUUAUCUCUUCCUUUCUUCAGACUCUGUCCAAGGAGAUGCUCUCCCCGGUCUCUGCUGCAGAUAGAACCCUUCCCUUGUCUCCAUUCCUCCUCCUUCCAAGGAGAAGGGAGCAAAUGGUUUUAGGCACAGGCUUCAGCCAUGAACGUCAGGCUGGGGAGGGGGCCCUUUGGUUCACAACCACUCCCAAAGAUGGCAUAUGUUAAGUGUGGGGUUCAUCUUUGCCACCUCUUUCAAGAGUCUUGAGAUUUGUGACAUUGCCAGGUUGGAUUAAUCAGCCCUGGGAUCCACAUCUUCUCUCCUGCCAGCAGUAGGCAGCAGAGCCCGAGCCACCAUAGGCCUACCUGCCGGCCUAGAGGCCUUUCCACAGUCCUGCCCACCUAGGCUGCCUCGGGUGCCAUUUGCUCCCUCCUUUCUGGAAAGCUUCCCUUUCUGUUUUAUUUUAACCCCAGAUGUCCGGCUGUUUGCAGUGUCUCAGGGCUUCGAGCCCCUUGUUCUUUGUUCUGCUUCUUUGCCCCUUCCCUCUUCAUGGAGUGAUUAUGUUGACAAUGAUGUGUAAUGCGCGUUCUCUUCACUGGUUUAUCUACAGAAAUUUCUCUGGGCUUUUUUUCGGUGUUUGAUUCAACACUGCACUAAAGGGGGGGAUAUUCCAUUGAAUAAAAGAGCAGUGUGGUUUUCUGGGUCUCCUUUUCUUUUAACUCCCCUGUACCCAUAGCAGCACCAAAGUUGCCCCAGCUCCCCUUUUCCUGGAGCCAAGCUGGGACAUUAAUUUCUUCUACCCGUCUCACUGUAUGGGUGUGGCUCCAGGCCCUCCUGCUCCCCCUUUCCAGUUCAUUAGCUGAGAGCCAGCCUCACCCCAUAUUUCUGGUCUCUGUCCUUUUGAAAUCUUUUUCUUGAGACUUAGAGCCCCCACAUUUUAUGAGCUCCACUUGUGAUUUGUGCCCACUUGCUGCCACCUGACUAAGGACCUGGGCCUGGGGAGGCAUCAGCACAAAAGGUCAAGCCAACUAAUCCUGCCUGUCAGGCACAGAACUGCUAAAAUUAAAACUGCCAAGUGGCUUUUUUCCUUUCUCUGCUGGUGACUUAGAGCCUGCCAGCAUUGCAGGCUUUGGGGAGGGCGGGGAGACAUGGCGUCCUUGUGCUUUGUGAGCAGCUCCUUGGGAAGGAUCUUUGUGCAUUUUCAUAUCUUGGGCAGAGGAUAGAUAGUACCCAUGUAGUACCAGAAAAAUUUCACCUUACGCCUUUGUCAGACAUCCAAGUCCUUGGAUGCUGUUGCUAGGCAGAGCUACCCUGUUUGCCUCUUCUGGCCAGCAGCCUGCCUGCAUUGUGCUAUGGCCCAUCCUCAGAAACCUUGUCUCCUAACCAAGCCCUGAACUAAAGGCUUUUCCCUUUGUCCUUACCUUGCAGCACGGGGCAGGCCUGGCUACCCUCUUCGACCUUGGCUUCACCUCAUUGCUUCCCCCACAGUCUUGGUUUCCCUGGUGGGCUCACUGGGCGGUUAAUUAGCUCUUUGAAGCUCUGGAAGCUGCAAAGUGGCGCUAUGUGGGUUUUAGAAAUAAAAUCAAUAAAUGACUUAA